Messenger RNA from Leishmania major strain Friedlin, 435 nucleotides. RefSeq lists its product as hypothetical. The transcript has a single exon. NCBI's taxonomy places the organism in Eukaryota, Euglenozoa, Kinetoplastea, Trypanosomatida, Trypanosomatidae. The record is from RefSeq and is a predicted model, not a curated record. Bases 1 to 435 code for a protein of 144 amino acids.
AUGCCUCGUACCAUCAAGUGCAUCCUCUGCGCCGUGGCGCUUGUCGCUGCUUUUGCCGCAGCACUGGCGAUCACGAUGACAGUCAGGGAGAAGGUGCCAAACGGCCUCUACUGCGGCAACUACGCGAGUGGCCUUGUGGUAGGCAAUUUGACUGUACAGUACGAAAAACGCUUGUUCGAUUUGGCCUUUAAGGGACUGGGCAUGAACCUUAAGUGCGAGAAUGAGGCGUUUUCGUACGAUCCCAAGUCGCACACGUUGAUGGUGACUUCUGCCAAAGACCCUUCUGAUUGCCUUGGCGCAGUCAUCACGGCAAGCGGUUUGAAUUUGAGUGUAACCUAUAAGCCUAUUGCUGACGUCAUCAUCCUCGAUGUUGGCGUUGCGAAGAUCGACUGCAAGAAGUGCUCCGCCUUGACUUACGUCCAGCCUGCUUUGUGA